This is a messenger RNA of Pelagomonas calceolata, 4035 nucleotides long. Lineage: Eukaryota; Pelagophyceae; Pelagomonadales; Pelagomonadaceae. The record is from the annotation of a GenBank genome assembly.
AGAGGCAGUGCCGCCGCGCGGGCCGUACAUACGCUAGAAUCAACGCCGAUGGCCCCGGGCAGCCCCCCCAGGCCUUUGGUGUAAGCGCCGAGGCAGCCCCGGCGCGAGGGGCCCGCCCCCCGCCCCCAGAGCAACCACAAGCAACCAUGACGGAGGGAGGCGAACCCAUGAUCGGCUUUUUGCGGGGCGACGAGCUCCAGAAUUUAUUUGGCAAGGUGCCCAAGGGCCAGAAGACGGAGAAGCACGACGCCGAGCAGAGACGCAAACUAUUGGCGAGGAAGGCGAAGAAAAAGACCAUGCCGCCCAAACCCAAGUACCGGGUCCUUGAGCGGUUAGAGACCCAGCUCAAGCGCGAGGGCGUCAUCCAGGAGCGCGCCGAGCGGCGAGGGAGGAGUCUGUACGCGCAACUCGAGCUCGAACAGCGCCGCAUCAAGCAGCAGCAAAAGGCGGACGCGCGGGCACCCUUGGAGCGCCACAAGGCCGCGCGCAUGCGGGAGCUCGGUCCUGAUCAUCAUUUACUGGAAUUGCGGGAGAUUUCACAAACACUGAAUUUGGAUCUGGAAAGAUGUCGGGAACUGGAGGACGCGACGAAAGCCACCGUGGCCUUCUCGACGCAGCACGACGCCUUGUGUCGCGACGUCGCGAAACGGGCCUCCCGAAAAGGUGUGAAAGACCAUGAUCUGUACGACGUCGACGACAUCGAAAGGGACGAGGCGGCCGCGAUUCUGGAGGAGAGCACCGCGGCCCUGGUGUUCGACCACCGCUGCGCGCUCGAGGACGAUGGUUUGGAUCCGGACGAGAUUGACCGGCGCUGCGUCGAGUUUCGAGCGCAACUCGACGACGAGUCCCUCGCAGACGUCGAUCAGGCCCGCAAGGUUCGGGGCAAAAAAGAGGCGUGGAAAAGGGACAACGUGCGCCGCGUCGAGGCCCUGUGGCGGCGCAAGGCCUGGGCCCGCGCGCUGCCGCGCCACAAGCUCGCCGACGCGCCGUACCUGGCGAAAGCCGCGGCCCGCCGACCGUCUGUGGGAGACGGCGCGCAGGACCUCACGGCGCCGGCGCAUCGCCGAGAGCAGCGACGGAAGAAGACGCAGAAGCUCAUGUCGCGGACGGCGCCGUCGAACCCGGCGGAACGAGCGGCGCAGCUGCGGCAGGAAUUAGAAAAAUGUGAUAGAUUCAUGCGCGCCACGGACGCGGUCGUACGACGCACGCAGGAGCGGACGCUGGCGAUCUCCACUCGAUUGGUGGCCGCGGACCACGCCACAGCCUUCGCUGUUCCAAUAGCCGAGCCCCUGCCCAAGGACGCCGUGAGAAGAAGGGAAGGCGCCGUGGACGAGGAGGUCGCGCCCGAGUUACGACGAAGAUGCGCCGAGUGGGGCGCGCGGCGGCUGGCUCGAGUGUUCCGCGCGGGCGCGUUUAGAUUGCAGCUCAAGGGCCUCACGGUGUGGUCCUGCCACGCGCAAUAUCAACGUAAUUUGGUUGAGGCGAAUCUGUUUACGCGGCUGGCGGCGGGUAGAAGGUUGUGUCGGGUCACUUCGGCAGCGAAAGUGCGAAUGAAGAAAUUUGACGCCGUCGAGAUCUGGCGCAACGUGGCGCUGGGUUGCCGGGACGUGGUUAGAAAUGUCGCGGCCGUCGAGAUCGAGAGGUACGCUCGUUCAUAUAGAGCGCGGCGGCUGACGGAGUGGCGACGCCGUCGAAGGGCCGCGACACUCAUCCAGACGCGGCAGCGGCAGAUCCCGGCUAGGAUUGAGCUAGCGAAACGCGUCGAAGCGAAACGACGUAGAUUGGCGGCGACGUUGAUCCAGAAAGUAAGGAGGGACGUCGUCGCGUGCCGGAAAGCUCGGAAGAUCCUGAAUAGGAGACGGCGCUACGUUCGGGCGAGAACCAUACAACGCCGCGUCCGGGCGAACCAAGCCCGGAGGCGCGUCGCCCGCGCGAGACGGCGACGACGGCGGAACCUGGCUGCGCUCGCGAUCCAGUGCCUCCAACGCGGCGGGCGGAUCCGAGUGCGAGCGGAUCGCCUGCGACGGCGACGGCGACGUAGGAAGGCCGCCGUCGUGCUCCAAACGAGAGGUCGAGGGUAUUUGGUGAGACUGCGCAUCAAGGGCACGAAGGCGGAGCACUCGGCCGCCGAGCGCGUCCAGCACGUGAUCCGGCGCUUCCUGAAGGCGUGCAAGGCCUGGCACGAGGCGAACGCGCGAGCUACUAGAGUUUUGGAGAACUGCAUGAGGAUCGUGAUCGCUCGGAGGAGGAUGGCUAAAAGAGCGGAAGCGCGGCGCGUCGAGGCGCGACUCCGAGCUUUGUGCGGCAAGGGCAAGGACCCGCAAACGACGUCGGCGUCAUUCUUACAGUUGUGGUACCGGCGAUUAGUUACGAGAUGGCAGCGGGAGGGUAGUGCUUUUACCAUCCAAUGUCAAGCUCGGGCGUACAUCGCGCGAAGGGCGAUGAGCAACCUGCUGAAGAGGAGGAAGGCGGGCGCCGCGCUCAUAAACAGAUGGUUCCGCGGCGAGCUCGCGCGCCUCAACUGCGCGGCGCAGAUGUGGCAGCUCGAGCUCCAGAAGGCGGCGCGGAGAAUACAAAAGCCGUGGCGCGGCGCGCUAGCACGCAGACGCUGGCUCGCCCUCACCCAAGACAAAGAAGCUCUACAGGAGGCCGCGGAACGGAUCAAGGAGGACGAGGCCUGGUACGCCGACCCGGCGAACCAGCAGUACACACAAGAGGGCUCGCAGAGUUAUUAUGAUGAGUCGACCGGCGAAUGGGUGACGUAUGAUCAAGGUGACCAGACGAGCUGGGAGCAGUACCCUCCCCCCAUUGUGUUCGAGAACUACUGGGAGGCGCGGGACCACUACAUGAAGCAGCAGGAGGAGCUUGUGGGUAGUGCUGUUAGGGUGCUGCAGCGGUUCGGCGUGUUUUGGACGUGGCGGCUGAACCGCUACAAUGCGAUAUGUGUCAUCCAGAAACUCUAUAGGACGCAAAUCGAAAAUAUAAGGCUACGGGCGAUGCAGGAGGCCGUGCGGCUGGAGCAGCUGCGAGCGGCCGCCGCCGACAAGUUCGCGGCGCUGUGGAAGGGCCGGCAGUCGCGGAACUUCGUCGCGAAUAAGCUGCGGGAGAAGCGGCGGGCCCUCGCAUUUAGGAAAAAGCGGUUACUGGCUGCUCUACUCAUCCAGGCUCGAGCUCGGGGCAUGAUCUGUCGCGAAGGGAUUCGAAGACGUUUGAUGGAGGAGGCGUGGAAGCGGCAGCAGGGCAUGGCUCAGGUGCGCGAGGACGCGUCGCUGGUCAUCGAAUGCGCGCAACGGUGCCGCAUGGCGCGCUGGUGGAUGCGGAAGCGCCGUGCUGAAAGAAUAGCGGAGGAGGAAGAACGCGAAAAAGAUAGGUUGUUGGAAUUGGCCCUCGAUCGCCUGAAGAAGGAGCAGGAGAUCAACUUGUUGGCGAUGCGCGUGCAGUGCCUGUGGCGGCGGCGCAAGGCGUCUCGUUCCCUCGAGGACCAGAUGCGUCGCUUGGUGGAAGAAGAACGCGAGGCGGCGGCGCGCGCCAAGUUCCUCAACGCGGCCUGCAUCCAGGCCUUGGCGCGCGGUGUACGUAAGCGCGCCUGGUUCGCGCGGAAUCAUGCUUCUCUGGUCGACUCGAAGACGAUCCGCGGGGCCUUGCUCCGCAUGCGCGCGCGGCAGGCGGCGGAGGUCGAGAAGGUCACGGCGCGCAUGCGCCAUCUGGACAAGUUCGGGCCCUCCGAGUAUUUGUGGAGCGGUGUGAGGGAUGAGUUGGAAGGCGUCACGCGGGAGAACGAGGCCCCGAGUGAAGCGGGUCCCGCGAACGAGCCCUGGCAGGAGCAGCACUGGUCCGAGCGGUUGCCCCAGUCCCCGGAGAAGGGCGCGCCGGGCGAGUGGGAGGAGCAGUGGGACGACAGUGCCCAGGCGACGUACUGGUACAACCGGAAGACGGGCGAGGCGUCCUGGGUCGACCCGACGCAGCAGCAUUUGUUGGGGACGCCGGAGCGCUAGUAAGGUCAUUGAUGUGUUUUCAUUCGGGCGGUACGUGUCG